AUUACUUUUUAAUUAUUUGUUUUCUGUUCACUCGCCCCACCCUUCAACAUCCUGCUUUCCUUUCGUAAAAUCUUGUAGCAAUAAACUUUAUAAUGAGUCUCGCACAAUUCUAUACAAAAAUAUUCGGACUGGGCAUCUUUCUUGGUUCCGGUGUCGAGCUCAUGCUGAUCAAGAGCAAUUACUAUCAAAUGCUGGCUGCAUCUGAAGCCAAGCAGCGGGCAAAAGAACAGGAACAAGAACAGCAAGAUAUCGAACGUUUCAAACGUAUUGCCCAAGAACAACCACCGCAACAGAAGCAGUGAUAACAAUCGUCGUAAAACACACGUACUUACAAAGAUAUCAAUCACGUUUGCAAGAAUUGAAAAACACGCACCAGUCAUAUUCAGGAGCUAUCAAGUACCUCCUCCUUGUCGCAUCUACAACGUUUUAUCUUACCCAAACCAACCCCCCACCCACACUCCCGAAAGAGCAGUCAGAAGCUUUUUCAUGUACAUAUAUAGAACCUUUUAAUUUACUGUCGUCCUCGUCAUCGUCAUAAUUGAUCAUCAUUGCAUACACUACUAUCAUGUCAAUUUCUACUUAAUAAUUUGACGUGUCAAUUCCUACUUGAUAAUUUGACAUACGUGGUUAUACUUUGGGUUGCAUAUAUAUCAAAAACAUACUUCCGCAGUAGGAACAUCAAUGUUUCAAUCGCCUUAAGCACAUGUUUCCUUUUAAAAAAUACGAAUAGAUCUAGCGAAACUUAAAC
Messenger RNA from Zychaea mexicana, 748 nucleotides. RefSeq lists its product as uncharacterized. The record is from RefSeq and is a predicted model, not a curated record. Lineage: Eukaryota; Fungi; Mucoromycota; Mucoromycetes; Mucorales; Lichtheimiaceae. The coding region runs from base 93 to 302 and encodes 69 amino acids. The transcript is spliced from 2 exons.